AACUACGUUUUGCACCUUGAUACAUUACAGAAAUUGUUAUUCUUAUUGAACUACUAGCAUUCAACACUUCUCUUAAAAUGCCUCCAAACGAUGUUUUGAUUACUGAUCGAAAUGAAAUCCGAAAAAUUUGGGGAAAAUCAGAAAAUGAUGUUUACAAGGAUAUCCAGAUUAUAAAGGAAUGGUUAAAAAUCCAAAAACAUCUGCCAGAGAUUCCAACGGACAAUAUGAUUGAAUUUUUUCUCGUAAAUUGCAAAUUUAGUAUCGAGAAAACAAAACAAACCCUGGAUAUGUAUUAUACUGUCCCUAGUCUUGUACCUGAUAUAUAUAAGAAUAUACAUCCUUGUACUUCAGACGUGGACCUAGCCUAUGAGACAGCAAAUUUCGUUUGCGUACCUGUCCUUACUCCGUCCUUACAUAGGUUAACUGUGAUACAAUAUAAAGAUUCCGAAAAUGGAAGCGUAGCCAAAAUGUCAGCUCAUGGUCUAAAAAAUAUUUACGAGAUACGAAUUCAUGAGGACCUGUCAAUGGGUGAAAUAUAUCUUGUCGAUUGUGAACGUGUUAAAUUCAGUGUUGCAGCUGGAAUAACUCCUGUGACGUUGAAACAAAUAGCUUUUGUUUUAGAGAGGGUGCACAGUUUCAGGACACACUCAAUACAUUUUAUUAAUGCUCCAGCAUAUUAUCAUCACACAAUAACUCUAUUUAAAACCUUCUUAAAGAAAAAAUUAUCAGAUAGGGUAUAUAGUCACAGAUCUCUUGACGAAGUGCUAAAACAUCUCCCACUGGACAUAUUACCAAGUGACUUCGGAGGCAAACAAAAAUCUUGCGCAGAACUGCAAGAAUUAUGGAAAAAGAAAAUGUUUGAGUAUAAAGACCGAUUUGACAAAUUGGAGACAAUGCAAGUAAAUGAAAAACUUCGUCCUGAAAAACUGGAAAAUGACGAAAUUUUAGGCUAUUAUGGUAAUUUCAAAAAAAUAGACACAGAUUAAGCAGCUGAUGAAAUAUUUGGAGCAGUGAAUAAGGAUAAUUUUAAAAAUAAUUAUAAUUAUUAUAUUGUAUUAUUAAAUAAGGUUAAAACAUAUGUUUUAUUUACUUUAUUUUUGAAUUUAAAAUUAAAUUUGUUAAAUUAUAUAUUACAAACGUUGUGUUAUGGA
Messenger RNA from Diabrotica virgifera virgifera (western corn rootworm), 1151 nucleotides. RefSeq names its product alpha-tocopherol transfer protein-like. Gene Ontology annotation, molecular function: phosphatidylinositol bisphosphate binding. The coding region runs from base 78 to 986 and encodes 302 amino acids. NCBI's taxonomy places the organism in Eukaryota, Metazoa, Arthropoda, Insecta, Coleoptera, Chrysomelidae. The transcript has 6 exons. Gene Ontology annotation, cellular component: membrane. The record is from RefSeq and is a predicted model, not a curated record.